AUGAGCGAACCCAAGUCCACCGAUGGCGAAACGGUCGUCGAGAUCAUUAGCGAAGGGACAUGGAAAGCCGGACCCAGGGCUUGGUCAAUCAUCCUCACCUUAGCCUUCGUCAGCCUGAUCGUUGCACUGGAUGCAACUAUUCUGACAAUAUCGGAAGAUUUGAGAGGCAGCGGCAGUUCAGCCUUUUGGGCGGGCACAUCAUAUCUACUGGCGAGUAGUGUUUUGAUGCCCUUCAUGGGAUCGCUAUCCGACAUACUAGGACGUCAAGAGAUUCUAUCUGCGGCCUUGCUUUUCUUCACUGCGGGAAGUAUCGCAGUAGGACUGUGCAAAAAUAUGGACGUCUUGCUACUUGGUCGAGUCCUACAAGGUGUAGGAGGUGCCGGAAUAAUACCUAUGACUCAGAUCGUCCUAUGCGACAUCGUCCCUCUUCGAGUUCGUCCUAAAUACGCAACAUUUUCGCAAAUGGCAUGGGCUUUAGGGUCGAUAAUUGGUCCAUUAAUUGGUGGUCUCUUGGCGCAAUAUGUCACCUGGAGGUGGAUUUUCUGGCUUAACCUGCCCUUCUGUGGAGUGGGAUUGGUGCUUGUGCCCUUGACUCUCCGACUCAAAACGAAAAAAACAUCGGUAAUGGAAAAGCUGGCGCGCAUUGAUUGGAUCGGCGGUUUCCUGUUCAUCAGCAGUAUGACGAUAUUCUUGAUGGCUGUUACCUGGGGUGGUGUUGACCAUGCGUGGGCUAGCACCGCAACAUUGGUUCCUCUGCUUCUAGGUAUUGCGGGAACGGUAGUGUCUCUCUUAUGGGAGAAAUGGGGAGCUGCUCAACCAUUCAUCAGGCUCGCCAUUUCCUCAAAUAGGUCUGCUUUGGCUGGUUAUUUUUGUGCUAUCACACAGGGACUCGCGCUCUACUAUAUUGCGUUAUAUUUCACCUCCGUCAAAGGAUUCUCGCCAGUUCAUACCGGCGUCUGUCUAAUCACCGUGAGCAGCAUCCUCAUGCCGAUCGGCGUCAUUGUAUCGUUGAUCAUCACUCAUACAGGCCACGUUCGAUGGGCUCUGUGGUCUGGCUGGGUUUUCAUGAUCCUUUCAUCUGGUCUGCUGAUCUUGCUAGACGAAUCGAUUGCCACGUGGCGCUGGGUUCUGAUACUAAUGACAAUUGGCAUAGCACAUGGUCUGCUCAUCCAAGCACUUAUAUUCGUGCCGCAGGCCCUAGCUAAGGAGACAGACGAGUCCUACGCAGCCAUCAUGUACACCUUCGUUCGCACAUUCGGACAGACUUUCGGUGUCGCGAUUGGUGGUACCAUGUUCCAAAACAGAUUGAAGCAGCAUCUGGCCUCAGCUGGUCUCAAUGUUGCUAUCGGCACCGAUGCUGAGCAGUACGUCAACGUACUGAAUACGAUGACAGAUCAAACGUUGCGAGAUAAAAUAUUGGCGGCUUAUGCUGCUAGUUUUCGCAAUACUCUUGAGCUUGUUCUCGCACUAACGGUGCUGAGUGCACUCAUUUCGUUACUGAUCAAGAAGUUCACUGGGCAAGUGCUUGGUGGCAGUAGAUGA
Molecule: messenger RNA, 1542 nt
Organism: Talaromyces stipitatus ATCC 10500
Lineage: Eukaryota; Fungi; Ascomycota; Eurotiomycetes; Eurotiales; Trichocomaceae
Product: efflux pump antibiotic resistance protein, putative
Exons: 3
Coding region: 1-1542 (513 amino acids)
Biological process (GO): transmembrane transport
Molecular function (GO): transmembrane transporter activity
Source: RefSeq, a predicted model, not a curated record